AACGCGGAAGGGGCUGCGGCGCCGGGCACCGACCGAGCCGGGGGCGGGGCCGGCUGCGAGUGUGCGGGGCGCGCGGGUGACAGGUGUGGUGGCGGCCUGCGAGACCCGGGGCGACGGCAGCAGCGGCGGCGGCCUGAAGCCUGAGCGGAGGAGACGCGGUGGCGGCGAUGCUGGAGACGCUGCGCGAGCGGCUGCUGAGCGUGCAGCAGGAUUUCACCUCCGGGCUGAAGACUCUAAGUGACAAGUCAAGAGAAGCUAAAGUAAAAAGCAAACCAAGGACUGUUCCAUGUUUGCCAAAGUACACUGCUGGUCUAGAAUUACUUAGCAGGUAUGAAGAUACAUGGGCUGCACUUCACAGAAGAGCCAAGGAAUGUGCAAGUGCUGGGGAGCUGGUGGACAGUGAGGUGGUUAUGCUCUCAGCGCACUGGGAGAAGAAGAGGGCGAGCCUGGUCCAGUUACAGGAGCAGCUCCAGCAGCUUCCCGGCUUAGUAGCGGAUUUGGAAUCCAUGACAGCAAGUCUGACUCAUUUAGAGGCUAGCUUUGAGGAAGUCGAAAACCACCUGCUGAAUCUGGAGGAUUUAUGUGGACAGUGUGAAUUGGAAAGAUACAAACAUAUGCAGUCCCAACAGCUGGAAAAUUACAAGAAAAAUAAGAGGAAGGAACUCGAAACCUUCAAAGCCGACCUGGACGCAGAGCACGCGCAGAAGGUCCUGGAGACGGAGCACACCCAGCAAGCGAAGCUGAAGGAGCGGCAGAAGUUUUUCGAGGAGGCCUUCCAGCAGGACAUGGAGCAGUACCUGUCCACGGGUUACCUGCAGAUAGCGGAGAGGAGAGAGCCCAUGGGCAGCAUGUCGUCCAUGGAAGUGAACAUCGACGUGUUGGAGCAGAUGGAUCUGAUGGACAUAUCUGACCAGGAGGCCUUGGACGUCUUCUUGAAUUCCGGGGGCGAAGACAACGCGGUGCUGUCUCCAGUCUCAGGGCCCGCACCGGGGAUCGGUCAGCACGAGGCCACUCUCCCGGCUCCAGCUCCCGCCGGAUCACAAGCCAUGCGGCCUCCCUCCCCGUCCCUCUGCACUGAGCUGGCCGCCCCGGCCCCCGGCGACGGUGGUGAGUCCCCCAUUGUCCAGUCUGACGAGGAAGGAGUGGAGGUGGACACUGCUCUCGUCACUUUACACACGGACGACAGCGACUCCUAGGUCAGCGCUCCCACGCCGUGGCCGGGGAGACGCGGCCGUGUGCGGAUCCUCACUGCGAAGGCAGGUGGUUUGAUGGAGGCUUUGGCUUGUUACAUGGUUGCCGAUGAUGCGAGAGGAACGGACUCUAAGAACAGCUGAUAAUAAAGUUUGUGCAGAAGGGCUUCCCGCUAGAUCCGUCCUUGGGCCUUCGGUGCAGGGAGGGUGGCUGGGGGCCCCGCGGGCCACGGAGGAGCCCGUGUCGGUCCGGGCUGGGCCGGGAGCCCCACAUCCCCGCCUCUGCAGUGCGGAGGAGGAAGCCCUUUUGGAGGUAUACUCCGCUUCCUCCAGAACCCGGCCGUGGUCAGCGUGGGUUUUCACGUGUGAGUGCAAAACCACGUGCACCAGCUGCCCCGCCUUUACUGUGAGCACACACACCUGGGCCCAGAGGAGGAGGACCCAUAAUCCGAGUGACUCCUCUGUUCUUGGUCCUGCCAAGAAGCCGCCAGCCGGCGGUGUCCCCUUCACCACCGCUCCUAGCCCAGCACCUCGUGAGAGAGCAGGGCCCGGCCGGCUGUCAGGCCCUGUCCCACAGCCCCCGGGGGAACGAGGUGUCGCCGCCUCCACUCCCUGGCCGGGGGGAGGGGGUUUCAGCCCUCUGCCCCGUUACUGGAAAGAAAGAGCUCGUGUCAGUCACCCAUCUUCCACAAGACAGACAAAUAUCCAAAAAACUUCGUUUUUAUUAUUAAACCUUGUAGUACAAACCUGAAAAGUAAACAAAAAACUGGCAAUAAACAACAUGAAGUCCUCCCUCCCGCAGGAGGGGUGCAGAGCAGCGCUAAUAAAUUAAAUGUCAAACUGUAAGCCAUAGGCAGAAGUUUACUGUCAAAAAGAGGGAAAGUACACAGCAAGGCCAUAAAAACCGGACAACCACAUUGGAAAACACUUGACUCUGUUUAUGUAAUUGUUAAAUAUUCCAAAAACAGUUCAGUCUUCUGCAACAACAACCGACAAAGUAUCACAGGACGCUCCGGACAGUCCCGCCGGCCAAGCUCAGUGCAGCGGGGGCAGCUACGGGCUCGCUGGAUCCAAUCACGAAACAAAGAACAGCUUGUGAAAACAGUUCCCUUUUUUAUUCCACACAUACUGUACACACAACCGGAGAAGGGCAACAGCUACUCCAUUAUUAUUUUGUUGUUGUUGUUCAGUGAUGUAAGCAGCACUUAUAAAUGUUACAAGAAAAACCCUGUAAGCAUCCAAUCCACCCGAUGAAGAAACGGAAACGUAAGGCUUUUCUUCAUCUUGUCUUCGCGCCCUCCCCACCCCCCACCGAGAAAAAGGCUCAAGUAUUUAAAACAAUUUACAGGCGUAUGUACAAAAGGGAUGGGAUUCUUUUUUUUUUUUCUUCUUUUUGUUACAACAUGGAGAGAAAAAAUAGACAAGGUGAGCGCAAAUGCAUUUUCACAUUCAAACAGAACUGCAGACCUCCUAGUGGCUCUAAGCGUGACCGUCAACGAAACGAACUGAAGGAAAGAUUAAUGCUGACGUGUGAAGGUGGGAACAAGCGGUGAGAUGGAGACGGAAUGUUAGAGAGAUUGCACAUCUAGGACCAAGAAGCACUUGCGGCUUCGAUCACUUUUUUUUUCUUAAGGAUGCUAUUGAAGGGUUUUUGAUAAAGUAGCCAACAGCACCAAAAAAUAACAGAAUGGAUUUCCUAAUGAAAUCAGGCACAGGUGUCCCUCACGUGACCCCUCCAAGGCAGGCAGGCAGUCGUCUUCUCUCGCUCUCCUCUCUUCCAAAAACAGAUGCAUAGUGAUGUGCUGGUAAAGAGAACCUCGGCGCUCCUCUUCCAUGUUUUGCCUCGGGUUAGGAAACUCCGUCCGCCUUCAGCUGCCAUGACCGCCCAAAGACGCAAAAUGGGGGUUCUCCGGUUUUAAAAAUUACAAACUCGUUUUGCACAUGACGGAAGAAAAGACAGCCAAAGUAAAGCCAUUUCUUUUCAAGUUUUGUGUGUGUGUGCGUGUGUGUGUCUCCUAUCCCUUUUCCUCUCUAGAAAAAUCUGCUCACAUGACUGAUGGUUUUAAAAUUUGUUCUCCAAACUUCACCCUCUUCAAAAUGGGUUAAAAAGCCUUUUUUCCCCCAAGUUACCGAAGAAAACAACAAAACAAAACAAAA
Molecule: messenger RNA, 3347 nt
Organism: Lutra lutra (Eurasian river otter)
Lineage: Eukaryota; Metazoa; Chordata; Mammalia; Carnivora; Mustelidae
Gene: DTNBP1
Product: dystrobrevin binding protein 1
Exons: 10
Coding region: 168-1196 (342 amino acids)
Biological process (GO): neuron projection development; anterograde synaptic vesicle transport; platelet dense granule organization
Cellular component (GO): BLOC-1 complex; neuron projection; synaptic vesicle membrane
Source: RefSeq, a predicted model, not a curated record